Molecule: messenger RNA, 1803 nt
Organism: Oryctolagus cuniculus (rabbit)
Lineage: Eukaryota; Metazoa; Chordata; Mammalia; Lagomorpha; Leporidae
Source: RefSeq, a predicted model, not a curated record
UGUUGUUACGGUGUAGAAAACUACAAGAACCAGUCAGCGGGACCAGCAGCAUCUCGGAUCAGGUGUUGACAGUUAGGGGUCCAUGGGUUAGGAGAAGAUCCUGACGGAACAACUCCACUACAGGUUCUGUUCACAUGGCUGUGACUGGGGCUUGAUUGGUGGCAGUCACAUCCUCAUAGUCUGCCUCUCUGAACUCACUCUGCACCUGGUUUCAGACCCAUGGGAGGGGCCAACGAGUCGAGCGUCUCCGAGUUCCUCCUCCUGGGACUCUCGCGGCAGCCCCAGCAGCAGCGGCUGCUGUUUGUGCUCUUCCUGAGCAUGUACCUGGCCACAGUCCUGGGGAACCUGCUCAUCGUCCUGGCCAUCGGCACAGACUCCCGCCUGCACACCCCCAUGUACUUCUUCCUCAGCAACCUGUCCUUCGUGGACGUCUGCUUCUCCUCCACCACCGUCCCCAAGAUGCUGGCCAAUCACGCCCUCGGGAGUCAGGCCAUCUCCUACUCUGGCUGUCUCACACAGAUGUACUUUCUCUUCAUAUUCAUGGACAUGGACAAUUUCCUCCUGGCCGUGAUGGCCUAUGACCGCUUUGUCGCCGUGUGCCACCCCUUACAUUACACGGCGAGGAUGACCCGCCAGCUCUGUGUCCUGCUGGUCACUGGGUCCUGGAUUGUUGCCAAUGCAGACAUGCUGUUGCACACCCUGCUGAUGGCACGACUGUCCUUCUGUGGGGACAACGCCAUCCCCCACUUCUUCUGUGAUGUGACUGCUCUCCUGAAGCUCUCCUGCUCGGACACACGGCUCAAUGAGGCGAUGAUUCUUUUUGAAGCUGGGCCAAUAAUGAUCAUCCCAUUUCUUUGUAUCCUGGUGUCGUAUAUCCUUAUUGCCUGGGCUGUAUGGAAAGUGCCAUCCACGCGGGGCAGGUGGAAAGCCUUCUCCACCUGCGGCUCGCACCUGGCUGUGGUUUCCCUCUUCUAUGGCACCAUCAUCGCUGUGUAUUUCAGCCCUUCGUCCUCGCACUCGGCUGAGAACGAUAUCACAUCCGUGGUGAUGUUCGCAGUGGUCACUCCCAUGCUGAACCCUUUCAUCUACAGCCUGAGGAACAAAGACAUGAGAUGUGCCCUUGGGAAAGUGAUGGCCAUGGGAUUUCUUUCUCCUCAGUGAUCCAGGGUAAGGAAAUCCUAGAGGGAACUAGUUAGUCUGAAAGCCAUCUAUGUACUGUGUGAAACUGCACAUUUGUCUGUUGUAAGAGAGACUGCUGAGUUGGGGGAACGAAACUCUGGAUACGAUUCCUCAGGUUACAGGUGGGAAGAGGGACCCUUCAGUCUAAUGACUGUUACUACUGUGUCUUCCAGCACCACCCACCCACCAAAAGCACACCUGGAUGAAGUGGGGUGAAUACAUUGGGUUAUUACUCGUUAUAGCAAGGGAGCCCACACAGCAUCAUGAGCCCCGAGGCAUCUCCACAAGAGCGUGCUAUGGAAGUCUUAUAAGACCUGAGACUGUGUGAAGUGAUGUUAGCGGGAAUUAGGAAUUGCAUCUUUGCUCUGGAUUAGAAGCUGUUAUACAGUAGGGACGACUUCGACCGUUUGACUCUCUCUGUAACUGCCUUUAAAAAUACAUAUUUUUAAAAAGACAUGGAAUCUUUUCGAGGAUAUAACCACAUAGCAUUAUUGCAUCUUAGAAAAUUAACUCCUUGCCGGCAUCCCAUAUGGGCACUGGUUCGUAUCCCUGCUGCUCCACUUCCAGUCCAGCUCUCUGCUGUGGCCUGGGAAGGCAGUGGAAGAUGGCCCAAGUCCUUGGGCU